Molecule: messenger RNA, 372 nt
Organism: Phytophthora nicotianae INRA-310
Lineage: Eukaryota; Oomycota; Peronosporomycetes; Peronosporales; Peronosporaceae
Exons: 2
Coding region: 1-372 (123 amino acids)
Source: RefSeq, a predicted model, not a curated record
AUGGUCCAGACUCUGACUAGAUCCUUGAAGAUGUAUGUCGCAGAUAUAAAUCAGAAGAUCCAUGGAUGGGACGCUCGAUCUACGCUAGAAGCAACAUUACCGCUUGGGAGCACUCGGCGCCGGGACGUAGAGCCACGUCGGUGGAGAUAUAACGUCCAACGACAGUACCACCAGGCACGCAAGCUGGUCAACGAGGCGCUGCACGACGCGAUCGAGGGAAGAGCAGAGCAGUACAAUGAAGAUGUGAGCUCGCAUGACAUAAAGGCAGGAGAUCAAGUGUGGCUAUAUCUGGAUCGAGUUAAGGAAGGCUACGCUCGCAAGCUUGCGCAUAUGUGGCAUAGACCGUUCAGGGUCACGAAGACCGUCGACUGA